Ostrea edulis (European flat oyster) is the source of this 6762-nucleotide messenger RNA. Its product is annotated as mucin-17-like. The record is from RefSeq and is a predicted model, not a curated record. Gene Ontology annotation, molecular function: protein binding. The coding region runs from base 95 to 6580 and encodes 2161 amino acids. Lineage: Eukaryota; Metazoa; Mollusca; Bivalvia; Ostreida; Ostreidae. The transcript has 14 exons.
GUCAUGUACCCGCCAUUUUAAUUUUGAAAGGAAAGUGCGAGAUCUUUCAUCUACAAGAAAAGGGGGAUUUCUCAGCACAAAUUAAAGAUUGGCAAUGGAAGAAUUGAAUUUUUUACCAUCAGAGAUUGCAAGAUUAGUGCUAGGCUACCUGUCAGAUGAGGGAUAUGUCAACUCUUACAAGUGCUUCAUUAAAGAAUGUCCACAUCUACAGGAGUAUCUCAAACUGAAGAAACAGGGUCGGAACUACCCGCUAUAUAUCAAUGGAAUGACUCUCAACCAAAUGCUGCAAAAGUACGCGCAGUUUACAUUGAUAGAUUCACAGAAGAGACAAACUAUGGGCACCGCAGUGUUGUGGUCCCAACUCGAUGGUGUUAUAAGGACUUUGAAGGAACAAACAUCUUGUAAGCUUAAUCGUGGGCCUGACGGUCUGACACAAAGCACGAGAGUAAGGCGCAUGAUGCUGGAAAACAAACGCAGACGGGGUGCAGAGAGGCGUAAAAAGAAACUAGAUCUCUGCAGUAGAACUCCAGCCACCACAGCCAAGGAAACAUCAGCAGGCACAAGUGAAGAGCGUGAACUGGAAAUGGAUGCAAUAGACACAGGCAUUUCUGAGGAGGAGGGGCCACCAGAGGGAGGGAGUUGUAGAGUGUUGACUCUGCCCACUGAUAGUGACAACAAAGAGAAAAGUGGGAGGGGCAGGAAAUCACUGACUGACACCAGGAGAUACAGAGAUACAGAUGACAGGGAGACUGAGUUCAUCUUACAUUCAGCACCGCCUUCAGUCUCCUCCCACAUCAGACAGUCGUCACUACAGAAGUCCAGCUCAGUGUCGGAUCUGUUGUCAACAUCAGCUGUAAAACUACAGGGACUUCAGGGCAACAGGACCAAACGCACAACAGUGGACGAAACAAUCACCAAAAAGCACCCACAGAAUGUGGAGGGAAGAAGCACUCUGAGUCAUUUUGGAGCAGCACAGUCUAGAGGUGUUAAAGGACCACUUCAUGGAAGUUUGGAAAUGAAAGAUCAGGAACAUGUGUUAGAAGAGAGAGGUGUUGGUGCAGAUGACAGGGAUAAUUUUCCAAGUGAAUGUAGCCACGUCUUUGACAAUGUUCCACCAGGUGUUGCAGUGCAGUCAAACACUGUAUUGUCCAGUGUGGCAUCCAGUUCUGAGAUUAGAUUGCAGACACAGAAAGGAAACUCCCAGGACAUUGGGAACAGCAAAUGUGUUACGACUGAUGUACAAAAGACACACUCAAAUGACCAAAGUAUUGUAAGUCCUAAGCCAAUCAGAUAUGAUAAUGACCAAAGUAUUGUAAGUCUGAAGCCAUUCAGAUGUGAUAAUGACCAUAAAAACAAUGUUCAGGUUUUAGGUGGUGUUCUAGAAGGAUUACCUGUUGUAGACAGUUUACAACAGACCUCAACAUCCCCUCACCAAGGAAUGAAAGAUCAAGUAGACCAUGGAAUUGUUCCUCAAACAUCAUCUGGGGAGAAUAGCCAGGACUCGUCAGAAUCUCAACAGCCAAAAAGUCUGGAGAGGAUGACACCAUUCUUGAAGGCUCUGAACUUGUCUGAGACAAUUCAUAGUCCACCUCAUAUACCUUUGGAACAGACGGAUGAAGUGUCACAGAUGAGCACAGGAAGGACCCCACGUAGGAAAAGACAACCAAACCAGAAGAAAAACCCAAGGAAAGGGGGAAAUUUGAAUAACAGCAACAAAAACACGGAUGAAAAUUCCCUCCUGAUGGAAAACAUAACACUGUUUAUGACUGAAUUCCUCAAUAAUCCCUCUCUGCAUGAGCGGCUAGCAGAAAACAUAAAUAGAACUCUCAGUCAAAGAACGGACGAAAAACGCAGUCGAAAGAAGUCUGGAAAAACAACCAAGGGCGUAACCAGUGAUAAAUCAGACAAACUGGAAAUAACUUCCAUUCAUGAGGAGGCUGAGUCAAAUUGCAAUCAAAGUCUGGACUCACAGGGACUAACUGCAUUUUUAGAUGAUAUCCUGAAUUUGAAUGAGACACAGAUGACUGAGGCUCAGAUUGGGGGAAUCAUAGAAAUCACUAGCAAAGACCCCAGCUUCGAGUCCUUAUUUCACCUUUUUCACGAACCUCAUUCUGCCACAGAAAACCAGAAGACAGAUUUCAGUGGAAUUAAACUGGAAAUGGGAAAGGAGGCCUCCAUAACCAACACCAGUCUGCCAUCUUUUACUGAGCCUAUAGACUGUCCAGAGCCCAGUCGCACUUCAAGUGAGGAGAAUCUUAUUAUGGAAAUACUACAAUCCCCCCUUCCAGGUCCCUCACAAAACAGCUCCUACCAACAGGACAGCCAGACAGCAGAGGCCCAGAAGUCAGACUCAGCUGUAAACUCUUCACUCAUGGAAUGGAAUCCCGCUCACCCUAACCAGUCCACCACUACCCGCCCCGCAUCAGUAGAGUCAAGGGCUCAGAAUCAGCCCGGGUCCAGAAACAUUUUUGAGUCUUUUCAGGUGACAGAUAAACCAUCUAUUCUUGCAAAUGCAGAAUCGGAUGUUCCAUUACAUGAUCAGCAAAGUGAACAGAUCAAAACAGGUGAAAAUGUUGUUGCAGAAGACAAAAGUCCAAAAGCUCCCAUGCUUCCACUCGAAAAUUCUAUACCGUCUGCUUCUGGUCAAGAUAUUGGAGGUAGUCAUCAUCAAUCUGUGUGUCGUUUGGUCAGUAAUUCAUCAGGCAGUUCAGGCUGUAAUAACCUAAAAAGCUGUACUACUGUGGCCACUGAAGGGACUUGUACCAGGCCUAUUAUAAGUCGCGCUGAUUCGACAAGCUCUCCUUCAAUUCAAAAAGAAUUCAGUCAAAUUGGAUCACCAAGUGUAAAUAUUGUACAAGUGCCCUGUCAUUCUCCACAGUUCAAAAGUCCAGAUGUGCUUUCUAGUCCUCUCCAACAACCAUUCACGAAAUUGACGGACAAGGUGAACGUUUCUUGUGAUACUCGGCCAAAGAAAAAUUCAAUGCCAAGUUCCACUACUCAGAAUACAAAUAAACUGAAAUCACCAAUACAAAAUGUUGAACCAGCAGUGUUCCACCAUUUACCAAAACAGUCUCAGGAGUGUAUCAUACAUUCACCAUCUCCUGUGAGUGACAGGAGCAAAAUGUUAUCAUCGCCUCAUUCACAUUCUGAACAGUUGUCAACUCUUCCAGUAAAUUCCCCUCAUUCUAGUGUGCAAACCUCGGAUAUUCAGACUGAUUUCCAAAAGACCAGUGUAGUGAAUUCUCCCAUUAAAUGUUUGUCAUCAGUGAAGCAAACAGAUUCAGAACAGUGCAAUGUAAACAAAAAUACUUGUGAGAGACCCAAUCAUUCAAAAUCUGGAAAAUUUGAGAGAAAAAUAAAAUUCUCAUCGAGGAAGGACAGGACACGGGAAAGACUAGUCUCUAAAUCAACAAAGAAUCAAAGUGACCCGAAUCUUGUGGAAACUUUCGAAACCUCGGUAACAGAGACUCACGGAUUUCCGGUGAUUUCUAUUAAAAGUGUAUUGAAAUCUCCAGAGCAGACUUCUCGGCCAUCAGACAGAAUUCUGCCUGCAGUCACGGACUCUGCUUGUCAACAGGUGUCGUACCGAUCAUUUAUAGGAGGUGUUACUGGGGAGGAAUGUAGCACUCCCGUGACAGAGAGGUCGGAGGCUAGGGAUAGCCCCCACACCUGUCACAGUGGUGCCAACAGCGGACUACUCUCCGAGAUGAUGGACUUUGUGUCAACACUUGAGAAGAGCCUGGGAAAUGGAAAUUCCAGCAUUGAAAAGAGUGGGGAUCAAGAAAGCAGUGGGAAAAAAAGCAGUAAUAAGAAAAAGAAGAAACAAGGCAAAAAGGAAAGUGAAACUAGCUUAACCUCUCCAAAGAAGAUGCCUCAGUGGUCACCAGAUCUAAAGGCACUUCUUAAACUGGUAACUCCUGAAAAGAAGGAAAAACCCAAAAGAAAGAGAAGUGCAAAAGUGAUUUCGUCAGCUGAAAAACGUAGAAAUCCAAGGAGAAAAGUCCAAAGAAGGAAUGAGGAAAGCUUCGAAAAAGGCAAUACACCAUCUGAAUUAUCUCCCCUUUCUUCAUCUCAAAAAAUUCAGUCACCAGUUGUGAAUCAGUGGGAAAACAAUACAGAACCCGUGUCAGAGGUCAUUGAUAACCCUGAACCGGUGUCAGAGGUCAUUGAUAACCCUGAAGGGAAUACUCUGUCCAUGCCCACAAUGAAUAACUUCAUGUCGACUACAGUACAGGUCAAAAGCUUAGAGAAUGACGUAUCUCCAGACUCUGUUCAGCAGGAAUGUGGCGUUUCUGAUGAGGUAGGACUGACUCCAAAGACUAUACUCACUGCGGUGUCAGCUUUGAAAGACAACAAAUCUUCCUCCAGAAAGUGUCUUCAAACUCCUUCAAAUGUGGAACAGGGUACUGAACCCAAUUCAAAAGAAUUAUCCACUGUCCAAAGUUGUCAAUCAGCUACGCAGCCAAUUUCAAGUCCUGAAAGACAAAACACUCAGGGGUCUAAGCAGACAUUUUCUGUAGGACAAAACGAGGGGACCAUGGUUGAGAAUAUUGAGAAAGCAGACUACAGUAGAAUUAUGUAUUCACCGAAUCGUGACUUUCUGGCAUCACCCUCUCGUUACGAGAGCCCAGGAAUCGGUGCGUCACAUGGAAAUCUAAACUACGGAGGUGUUGGUGUCUCAACCGUUAGUAGUCAUCCGCUUGACAGUUCCAGUCUUGUUGUACCUCAUGCUAGUCAAAUAAUUACACCCCCUCCACACGCAUUGACUGAUACAGUGUUUCAAAAAACACCAACUACUUUGUCAGAUAGCGGCAAUUUUGCCUCGGGAGACACCACCCUGUACACGGGUGGGAUGACCUUCCUACCCAAUAGUGUGUCAUAUCAAGGACAAGUGCUGAGUGACGGGGACCAAGCAGUGACCUACAGUACCGUGUACUUGGACAACAAUGGAAUACCCACUGUCAUUCAGACAGACUCAGCAGGGCAUAAUGUUGUACCUACACAUUCAGCACUACAGGGUGCUGUCCCCUUACAACCUCCAGUGACGGAUAUUUUAUCCGUGGCUGCCUCAAUGAUCACCCCCAGUCCUCUGCAGACAAUGGAUGGUGAUCAGUUGAUCUCCACGCCUGAUGGUAGGGACAAACAAGAAAGUGUGGGUCAGCUUAUCGCCAUUCCAGUUGGUCGAUAUUAUCCCGAGAAAAAGCUCCACGUCAGGUCGUUAGAUUUUGGCCCAGAUGCUGGAACGGUAGAGAUCAGAACACCUGGGUAUGGCAGAGGACACAAGAAGAAGACGUAUGAUAAUGUUGAAAACUCUGCAAAACCAGGGGGACUGGUUAAUAAAAAGGUGAAGGGAAAGGCAAAGAGUGCAGGGUGCUCUAAAGGAAAGGCAAGCGUAGACCGAGGAAAUCAGGAAAUGGCGAUGGACCAUGCUAAUGCACCGGUGAAUGUGGUAGAAAAAAAGGAGGAAGUUAAACAGACCGUGUCUAAAAGUUCAGAAAAGAGUGAUUUCAUUCCCGAUGCUUCAGGAUCCAUAUACAUUGUUGAAGGAAACACCAGAAAGAAAAUAAGGGUAAAUAAAAAAACAAAAACUGUGUCACCUCUCUUCAGAUCAAAUGGUUUUGACCAGUUUUCAAACAUUGUUUCCGUGAAACAAGAGAUUUACAAAAAAGGCAGAAACAUCACGGUCCCUGCUGGGGUAGCAAUGCCAAUAUUGGACCAGUUGUCAACAGGAAGUGCAGAAAAUGAGGCGGAUUGUGAUGUAGAUGUGGAUGGUGACUGGGAGUUGCCAGAUUUACCGCCGGAACCUCCAAGAAACGCCCCCCCCAGGUCAAAGUGUUCAGAGUAUGUACAGAGAUCUGAGUACCAAACUCCUGUUAAGUUAUCGUCUGUUGGUGACUCGGCAUGUAGAAAACAACCAUCAUCUGUGAACAGUGAUACUGAUAGUUGUGACAGUAACUCCGGCAUGCAGCUUGACAGGAAUUCAGAAAAAGUUACCACAAGGCCCACUACUAUGGACAGUGAUUCACCUUGUGUAAGAGGGAUCUCUGGGAGGUCAGCUAGUGUGUAUGGUAACAACAGUAAUUCUCUCCCCGAUUUGGAGAGUCCCAUGUCGCUGAUUAACACGUCCACCCCUCCAAAGAAAAGGAUCACAGCUUCUCUUAAGCAUGGAGGAGGCUGCUACUUUUUCUCUUCAGCUUCCCAGGAAGCAAAGCACCAGGCUACGUCGGUAGAGUCGAGGGAAUGCGACACCACCAAAGAAAUUGUGAAAGUUGUGCGAUCUCCACGCACACCCAAGGGGAAGCAGACACCUGCCAAGACAGUCAGACAGAGUCCCCGGCUAAUCGGGAGUCCCAGUCGCAUGUUGCGGAGUAUGACCACACCCACAAAGGCUAAUCCCCAGGAAUCGGCAUCCCCCAAAUCAGUGGAAAGGAAGAAGAGAGUGAAAAGACUAAGGGAGGUCACUGUAGGAGAGCCAAGCAAGAUGCAGAGAAAAGGCAAAAAGGCACAAAAUGACAAAAAAGCUGUUGACCUAAGUAAAGUAGACUUUGAGAAAUUCCUCAAUAAGAUACACAAGAUAUAAGGUGAAUGUUCCCUUCCUCGGUGUUGGUAAAAGAUAGAAACAUGAUGGCUCCAUGUGGAACUACUGCUUACCUGCAUCAGAUUUAUUUAUAAAUGAUGUCCCUAUAAAUUAUUCUAUGCCUGUGCAAUGUGUUACGAUGUUGAGAUGUUUUUGUUACUAAUAAAUUAUUUAUACCACUGAUA